GUUGCAGCCUGAGCUCAAAGACCGGGCCAUGGACGCUUUGCGCGGCGCUGUCAUACUGGCCAGACAUGCGUUCCAGGAUACGCGCGGGCCAAGAGCUGUGGCCUGGAGCGUGGCAGUCUUCUUGCUACUUCUUGCUGAAGUCGCCACUGCUGGGCACUACAGCGUUGUACAAAAACAUCUGAUUACAGCCUUGCAGGCGAAAAAUGCGCCAGUCUUCAAGAAGUCGCUGUGGCAGGUGGGUGGUAUCAUUCUCUUUAUCAGUCCGAUUAUCGCAUUGCGUGAAUAUGCGGCUGGAAUGCUGGGGAUGAACUGGCGCACAUCCUUAACCACCCGCUUGGCCAGGCGCUACCUGACACCUCCCAAAGGGUCUGAGCGCCACCCAUACUAUGCUCUUACUCUGACUGGUGAGAUCGACAACCCAGACCAACGGAUUUGCCAGGACGUCGGUCACUUUGUGAACUCAGCUGUGUCCUUCACGCAAGAUAUGAUAAGGACCACGCUCAGCGUCUUGACCUUUGCACCUGUCCUGUACUCCAUCUCUCCCACAGCAUGCCUUGGGGGGAUUGCCUAUGCAGUCACGGGUACUUUGGUGUCGGCGCGCGGCUUUGGCAUUUGGCUGGGUUUCUACAAAAUGCAGAGCCUCCAGCAAGAAGCAACCCUACGCUACAAGCUCAUCCGAGUGCGUGAGAAUGCAGAGUCAAUCGCAUUUUUUGACGGAGGAGAAGCUGAAUGGUCAAAAUUCAAGACAUCCUUCGACAGCUUGCUGCAGACGCUGCAGAAGACUGUCAUGGUUGCAGUGGGCUAUGGCAUGCUGAAUCGGAGCUUCCAGUGGGCUACCUUUGCCGUCACACCACUGCUGGUUGGACCCGCCUAUUUAGAGGGCAAGGUGGAGUAUGGUGUCAUUGCACAGGCAACGAUGGCAUUCAAUAUCAUCCUCGAGGCCUGUACGCUGGUGAUGCAGCGCCUGGAGUCCUUAAGUGACAUCUCCGUGCGCAUCCGGCGGCUGGCUGCGCUGGACCAAGCCCUGGAGCCCACGCAGCGUGAGCCUGGCAUCUCUCGGCGACAAGCGCACAUGCUGAGGUUCCAAGGUGUCAGCUUGCAGACGCCCCGCAGUGAUGUGUGCCAGGUGCUCUUUGAGAACGUGUCCUUUGAGGUCCCCGAAGGGCAGUCUCUGCUCGUGGUGGGAGAGAGCGGCAUUGGCAAGAGCUCCUUGCUGCGAGCUGCAGCUGGGCUCUGGGUCAAGGGCUGCGGGACCAUUGAGCUGUGUGACAGGCACUCUGUGUUUUUCAUGCCUCAGAAGCCGUACAUGUUCUUGGGCUCACUCAAGGAGCAGCUGCUGUACCCUCACGCGGAUGACGUGCGUCCAGAUGCUGACGUUGAAGAAGCCCUACGACAAGUACACUUGCAAGACUUGUUGGACCGCCAUAACCUUUCAGACACCAAAGACUGGGCAAGCCUAUUGUCGCUAGGUCAGCAACAGCGUAUCAACUUCGCCCGCGUCUUGUUACGCCCGAGUAUUCAAUUUGCGCUCAUGGACGAGUGCACUUCAGCCUGCGAUCCAGAAAAUGAGAUGCUUCUGUACCAGCUCUUGAGGCAGAGACUCCGCAGCUAUGUCUCGGUGGGCCAUAGACCUUCGCUUCAAAACUUUCACAGUCACGCGCUGUGGCUUCGCAGGUCGGCGUUUGGGCCUGCUGAGGUGACAAUGCAUUCGAUGGUUGAGUACCAAAUGAUGAAAAAGAGCAUUCAGCAGCUGUCAGCAUCAUUGAUAAUUUUCUUGUCUAAGUGUUUGUAG
Molecule: messenger RNA, 1792 nt
Organism: Effrenium voratum
Lineage: Eukaryota; Dinophyceae; Suessiales; Symbiodiniaceae
Source: the annotation of a GenBank genome assembly